AUGCCACACAAACUACUUCCACGCCUCCUGUAUCCACAGGUAAAGUCUCUACCGACGCUACUUGCGGUAGUGUACGAGGAUUCACAUGUCGAGGCAGCGGAUUUGGCUCUUGCUGCAGCGCUGCAGGUUGGUGCGGAACCACUGAAAGCCACUGCGGCAUCGGCUGUCAGGCUGGCUUUGGAACAUGUGGUUCUAACAACGGCGGCGGCAAUAAUCCCCCUAACACCAUUACCACUACCACUUCUACCGCUACUACCACCUCUGCCGCACCACCCGUAA
Molecule: messenger RNA, 279 nt
Organism: Aaosphaeria arxii CBS 175.79
Lineage: Eukaryota; Fungi; Ascomycota; Dothideomycetes; Pleosporales
Exons: 2
Coding region: 1-279 (92 amino acids)
Source: RefSeq, a predicted model, not a curated record